UUCGAAUACUAGAAAUUUUAUCGUUUACCAAUUUACGUUGGUACGAGUUCCCGCGUUGACGUUUCCCUCCAAAACGUCGCUUCAAUUUGUAACUUGCAUUGUGUGGUAUUGCCGUUUUGAGAAGAUAAAAUGCAAGAUUUAACAAAAAGAACCCCCAAUUUUUCUGCUAGGGAAAAAAUUACAUUUUUAGAUAUAGUUGAAAGGUAUAAAGCUACUAUUGAAAAUAAAGGCACGUCAUGUGUUAUUAAUGAGAAAAAAAACAGAGCGUGGGAGAAGAUAACACAUGAGUUUAAUGCAGAGACUGAAGUGAGCAGGACCGUAAAACAUUUGAAAUUGCUCUACGCUAAUUUGAAACGGAAAACACGAAAAGAUGUCGCGGAGGAACAUAAAGAACAAUAUUUAAAGGCAAAGGUGGUUGAUGAGGAGGACAGGCGCGAACUUAAUAGAACCGGUGGAGGCAAUUAUAAGCCGCAGUUGGAUGAAACAGGCGCUCAAAUUUUAGCUAUAAUAGAAGACCAAGUGCAACCUUUACCGAAUUUUUUCGAUGAUGCUGCGAACUAUUUUCAUGAUGUACCUACAGAUAUUCCUGGGUGUUCUGGUACUCAACUUCGGGCACCGACUCCUGAUUUGGAUCCUGGAGAUGUACCAGUUACUCAGCCUGUGCCUGAGAUAAGAGCCACAACAUCGCGCCGUACCAGGAUUAGAACAACGAGAAACAAAAAAGUCAAUUACAAGGAAUUAUACUUCAAAAAAAAAUAUCAAAUAGCUUGCUUCGAACUAAAAUCCAAACGGCAGCUGCAUGUUUUAGAUUUAAAAAUUAAACGUAAAGAGUUGGAAAAUUUAAAUGCAAAAUAAAAAUAAUUUUUCAUUCA
Molecule: messenger RNA, 872 nt
Organism: Zophobas morio
Lineage: Eukaryota; Metazoa; Arthropoda; Insecta; Coleoptera; Tenebrionidae
Product: myb/SANT-like DNA-binding domain-containing protein 3
Exons: 4
Coding region: 130-855 (241 amino acids)
Source: RefSeq, a predicted model, not a curated record